GGAGAGUGACAUGCUCUCAUCAAGCCUCACAUGCUGAUCGUCCACAGCAACUCGCUACGGAUUAGUCCCCAGAUCGAGGGGCUUGAUCUUCCAUUCAUAUGUGGAAUAGAUUUUGUUGGGAACCAAGAUCCACAUAUACUGACAUUGUGGGAUGUGAUAGUCUCUUCACAUGUCCUAGUAUCUCCGGAUUACCGACGACUGCAAUCGAAGCCGACGAGCCUAUUUAAAGAGCGGUCAUCGCUCAGGAUUCCUACGGAUUUACAAAGCCCUCGAAACCAUCGCAGCCAUGGAAACCAAAGGCAACCCGAAAGACUCGAUGAAGUCCACCUGGCGUACUGCCAGCAGGGAUACCUGGAGCCUCGGACAUUGGCUCAUUCAUAUACUCAACGCCUACCCUUCAGAACUCGACAAAGAGGUACCGGUGCACUCUAAGAAUGAACCGAUCCCAUUUAUGCCGCAGUGGUCGCUGAACCUCUGGGUUAUCUUCUACUCGUCCCUACCACUGGCGUUUCAUGAGGCCUAUGCAUGGUACACAGGACGCAACUUGGGUCCUUUAGCCACCUUUAAUCUGUAUAUGUUCGCCUUCAAUGCGAUCGUCAUCUACCAGGUACACAUACUCCGGCGACUCGGUCACAUAUACGGCUUCCUGGAUGGCGACAAACAUGAACGAGACGGCGUUCCCGACGUCGGGGUCGGCAAGGUUGUGGCUUCGGUGUACAAAACGACCGGUUCUCGCUUGGCGCUAUCGGUGUACUUCUCCUAUCAAACUAGUCAGCUUCCCUCACAGAUGAACUGGUAUUGGUUACCGGUUGAGGUUGGACUGUACGGGAUCGUGCUCGACUUCUGGUUUUACUGGUACCAUCGCCUCAUGCACGACGUCAGCUUCCUCUGGAAGUAUCACCGCACUCACCACCUCACCAAGCACCCCAAUCCUUUGCUCACUGCGUACGCGGACCACGAGCAGGAAUUCGGGGACAUGGUCGGGGUGCCGAUGAUGACCUACUUCACUCUGCGGCUGCUGGGUCUGCCCAUGGGCUUCUACGAGUGGUGGAUCUGCCAUGAGUAUGUUGUUUUUGCAGAGGUGUUCGGACACAGCGGCCUACGCUUACACCUGACCGUCCCGUCCCCUCUCAGCUGGCUACUGCAGUGGCUCGAUGCAGAGAUUGUCAUUGAGGAUCAUGACUUGCAUCAUCGGAAGGGGUGGCGGAAGAGUCACAACUACGGCAAGCAGACUCGUCUUUGGGAUCGGAUCUUUGGAACCUGUCAUGAACGAAUCGAGUCUGUGGCUGAAAAUGUCGAUUAUGUGAAUACUGCCAGGAUGCCAUUGUUCUGACCUGAAUCAGGACUACGAGAGAGUCUGACUCAAGGCAAAAGCGAACAGACCUGUGGAGCCGAAUUAGAAAUUACCUGUUUAUAAUUACUGCUGUUCUGGCAGACGACCAGCAUGACCUGGGCUUGAUGAAUAUAUG
Aspergillus novofumigatus IBT 16806 is the source of this 1469-nucleotide messenger RNA. RefSeq names its product sterol desaturase family protein. Lineage: Eukaryota; Fungi; Ascomycota; Eurotiomycetes; Eurotiales; Aspergillaceae. The record is from RefSeq and is a predicted model, not a curated record. Gene Ontology annotation, molecular function: iron ion binding; C-4 methylsterol oxidase activity. Gene Ontology annotation, biological process: ergosterol biosynthetic process. The transcript has a single exon. Bases 452 to 1333 code for a protein of 293 amino acids.